Molecule: messenger RNA, 474 nt
Organism: Dichomitus squalens LYAD-421 SS1
Lineage: Eukaryota; Fungi; Basidiomycota; Agaricomycetes; Polyporales; Polyporaceae
Exons: 3
Coding region: 1-474 (157 amino acids)
Source: RefSeq, a predicted model, not a curated record
AUGAAGUUCAACGCCGUCGCUUUCACUAUUGUCGCUGUCGUCGCCCGCGUGCACGCCCAGUCGUCCACUGCGGGUAGCGCAGCCCCCACCUCCACCAACGGUAUCUCGCCCUGCAUCCUCACCUGCAUCCAACAGGCCGCCUCAGCCAACGGCUGCAGCAGCGCCCUCGACGUGAGCUGCCUCUGCAGCAACACGCAAUUCCAGCAGUCCGCCCUCUCUUGCCUCGAGAGCUCGUGCUCCUCGUCCGACGUCCAGGCCGCCCAGGCUCUCCAGUCCGCGGAGUGCGGUGCCGGUCACUCCGCGACGAGCGCGGCGAGCAGCCACGCGAGCUCUGCAGCGUCCUCUGCGGCGUCGCAGACGAGCAACGCGGCCAUGAGCGGGAUGCGCGGCGAGUGGGGCGUCGCGAAGGGCGGUCUGCUCGGCGUCGCCGCGGCCAUGGUGGGCGUCGUUGCCGGGGCUGCGUUCGUCCUGUGA